Molecule: messenger RNA, 279 nt
Organism: Paracoccidioides lutzii Pb01
Exons: 2
Coding region: 1-279 (92 amino acids)
Source: RefSeq, a predicted model, not a curated record
AUGGUGUGGCUUCCUGAAAAGGGCCUGUAUAUGCCCAAGCCCAUAUACAAGGAAGGUUUCUUGGCGGCCACGAUCGUGACAUUCAUUUACGGGAAAGUACGCAUAGUCCAAGCGACCUGCAACCCAUCGGAAACGAACCCAACGCUCACCUCGAUGCUGAGGGCUAUACACAACCUCGGCAAGGACAAUUAUGACAAGGAGGUAGCCUUUGAUAUUCUGAAACGGAUUUUCUGUCCUUCCGAGCCCGCCGGGGAGCUCGCUAUGAGAGGAAAGCGAUAG